This is a messenger RNA of Cervus elaphus (red deer), 804 nucleotides long. Its product is annotated as PAX-interacting protein 1-like. NCBI's taxonomy places the organism in Eukaryota, Metazoa, Chordata, Mammalia, Artiodactyla, Cervidae. Gene Ontology annotation, cellular component: nucleus. Bases 1 to 450 code for a protein of 149 amino acids. Gene Ontology annotation, biological process: positive regulation of transcription initiation by RNA polymerase II. The record is from RefSeq and is a predicted model, not a curated record. The transcript has 4 exons.
AUGCCAGCACCUGGCUCACUGGGGCACCUGGAGCCAGUCACAUGCGGUGCACCCCAGCGCCAGGCACUUUCUGAGGCUGUGCUGUCUUCCUUUUCAGACAAACAGAACUACCUUCUCCGAGAUGGGGAGGCUGAAGUGCUUUUCUCCUUCAGUUGGGAGGAGUCCUUGAGGAGGGCCCACGUUUCUCCGCUUUUCAAGGCGAAAUACUUUUACAUCACUCCUGGGAUCUGCCCAAGUCUGUCAACCAUGAAAGCAAUUAUGGAAUGUGCAAGAGGCAAAGUGUUGUCUAAACAGCCAUCUUUCCAGAAAUUCAUGGAAUAUAAGCAGGAUAAGGUGCACAGAAGUGAAACACUGUUGAAUGCAUCAAUGCCAUAUGCUCACAAUGCAGAGUUUGUUCUCACUGGAGUGCUCACUCAGACACUGGACUACGAGUCAUAUAAAUUUAACUGACACACCUGCACUGGUGCCAGGAGCCUCAUAGGCCUGCCCUCGGCCCUGUUCCUUCAGAUGUCCUUGUUCAGCUCCUUUCUUUGGGACAAGCGUUUUUAAGCAGGAAGACAAAUAUAUUAAAUAGGUUGUAUCUUAUUAAGGUGUGUAAUUUUAUUCUGAGGAAACAUAAAUUAUGUUUUAUAUUAUAUGACUUUUAAGAGCCCAUAUUAGGUUUUAUGAUUCAUUUUCCAGGUUUUUAAAUGUUUUCACAACACUGUUAAUGGAACUUUAGCUGCAAAUAAAAUGAUGCAAAUAAACACCUUGCUAUCUCUAAAUUAUGGAUGUUAAAGGUUUGAAAAUUUUGUAGUUUUAUUU